GAAGGCGGAAGCGAUGGCGGCGGCCGAGGCCGAGUGGGAGCCGGCGGCGCUGCUGCCGGCCCCGGGGGGCGGCCUGGACUGGGAGGCGGUGCUGGGCGAGGAGCUGAGCGAGCUGCUGGGCGCCGCGGAACCGCGCCGGGCCCCGAGCGACGAGCCCGAGGAAAACGAUCCCUGUAACUUCCAUUUUGAUUUGGAUUUGAUGUCUUGGGACUCGGAUCUUUGGAAUAUCACAGGCCAUGCUUUCGCAGAUGAAAGUGUGAAGACAGAACCCUUAUCACCAGCUGCUUCAAAUUGUUCGGUCCCUUCUCCGUCAUCUGUGGACUCUCCAGUGCAGAAUGUGCCUGAUGAUGGGGACUUCAGCUGUAGCUCCCAGAUGUCUCCUGUCUCCCUCUACAGCAAGAGCUGCAGAAGCCCUGCAUCCCCUGAAGGAGAUGGAGGGAAGAAGCCUGCUGUCAGCAUCACCUCCUGCUCUGCAAACAAUUCUGCAAGGACCCUGAAGAGGUGUGUUCAGAUGGGGUCCAGACCUUCGAUACAACCCAAACUCCUCUUGCCCGCUGUCCCCGAGGCUCAGGCUAACAUUGGCAUCCCAGCUAAAACCAUCAUUAUUCAGACUCUGCCCACACUUGUGCCACUGCCAAAGCACCAACCAGUUAACAUCCAGCCAGCACCCCCUAAAGGUCCGUCAGUGGUGCUCCCCCAGCCCACUGUGGUACAGCUCCAGGCUUCUGGGGUGCUGCCUGCCUCCCAGCCAGUCAUUGCUGUCACUGGAGGAACCACACAACUUCACAAUCCUGUGGUGAAUGCGUUGCCUCCAGCUGCGGGAAACGGCUCAAGUGGCAAAAUACCAGGGACUAAGCCCUUGCUUCAAAGCACCACACCAGCAAGGGGGAUGGAUGUCAAUGUCUUGAGAAGACAGCAGCGCAUGAUCAAAAACCGGGAGUCAGCCUUUCAGUCACGGAAGAAGAAGAAAGAAUACAUGUUGGGACUGGAGGCAAGGCUGGAGGCAGCCUUGCUGGAGAAUGAGAAGCUCAAGAAAGAAAACAGCACACUGAAGAGGCAGCUGGAUGAAGUAGUAUUAGAGAACCAGAAACUCAAAGUAUCAUCUCCAAAGAGAAGGACCCUGUGUGUGAUGGUGAUCCUGGCUUUUAUAAUGCUAAAUUAUGGCCCACUGAGUGUAUUUGAAAAGGAUCCCAAUGGUGUUGAUUCCACUGCAAGUUCCAGCCACCGGACCAGAAAUCUUCUGGAGUUCUCAACUAGCCAGGAGUCCAGCACAGUUCAGAAAACACCCAGUGCCAUCAUUCCCAAAAAGAAUAAUAGGUAUGAUCAUUCUGUAUCUGAUAACAAAGCACUGAUGAUAGUCUCAGAAGAACCACUGUUAUAUAUUUCACCACCACCACCCCCCUGUCAGCCCCUGAUCAACCGGACAGAGUCACUCAGGCUGAAUCAUGAACUUCGAGGUUGGGUUCAUAGACAUGAAGUGGAACAAACAAGAUCUAGAAGGCUGUCAAAUAACCAACAGCAGAAAGCACGGGUUAUGCAGAGCUCCCUCAGUGAGAAGACAGAUUCCCAGCUAAUGGCCAUGCCUUACACAGACACCAGCCUCAGCAAGAACUCAGGGAAUGAGCUGCAGGUGUAUUAUGCCUCUCCAAGGAGCUAUCAAGACUUUUUUGAAGCUAUUCACAGAAGGGAGGACACAUUCUACGUGGUGUCAUUUCGCAGAGACCACCUGUUGUUGCCAGCUACCGCACAUAACAAGACCCGGAGACCAAAGAUGUCUAUAGUGUUGCCAGCUGUAAACAUCAAUGAGAAUGUGAUCAAUGGGCAGGACUACGAGGUGAUGAUGCAGAUCGACUGCGAAGUGAUGGACACCAGGAUCCUCCACAUCAAAAGUUCCUCUGUCCCUCCCUACCUCCGAGAGCAACGCAGAAAUCACACCAACACCUUCUACAGCGCCUCUCCCUCCGUCCCAGAGACACCCCAUGCCCUGAGGGCUAUUGUCAAAUCCCUGCAGUGACAGCCCCAGCACCCCGCGUGCAGCAGGUCCUGCUGCCAGACUGAAACCCUUCCCUGGUGGCUCCCUCAGGGCUCCGGGCACAUCAAUGCAGCAAGGGCAGUCCCCACUUAGCCCAUUCCUGUGCCUGACCCUUCCCAACAGCUGAAUCCUGUCCAGGGAAUAUACAGCUCAGCCAGCCCCUCGCUCGGGACAGCCCUGGGGGAACUGAUGCAGCGUGCAGUGCCUGAUGCCAGGGGUGCAGGUGAAGCAGGCUGCUGCAGUCCUGGUGUCAGCAUCAGCAGCUGGUGCCUGGGGCUGGCACAGAGGGGGCAUGGGCUGUCCUUACUCCUUAGGCACUGUCCGAAAUUGUGGUUUGUUUUUUGUUUUGGUUUGGUUUUUUAGUCCCUAUGAUACUGUCUCCCGAGGUGGGGUGCUGCCCAGGAUUGCAGCAAUGCAGCUCAGUGGGGUGGUAGGAACCUGCACCUCCAACCAAAGCACUACAAGCAGGGUGACCCACACUGCCACAGAGUGUGGCCCCCACUCCCAGGGUUGGACCCCCAGGAGCAGGACACCUGGGUGGUACAGGGCUGGGCCACCCUCCCAGGCAGUGCACACCCCCCAGCAGAGCUCUCUUGCCCCCCACAUGCUGCUGUCUUCCCCAGCCCACAUGGCUGUGUGGAGAAAGGCUGGGGCCUGGCCCAAGGGUGUGAUUUGGUGCAGCACAUGCAUUGCUAAAGACUUUACUGCUGGGGAUUUUUUUUUUUUUUCCCCCCUGCUAUUUUUCUUUUGAUUUUUUUUUUUUUUUUUGGUGUGUGAUAUUUAAUGUUUUUUACAGCCCGCAGAGCAGCACUGGCCCUGCUGGGACAGAAGAGCUGCUUCAGUGCAGUGGGACACAGCCACAGCACCUUCCCCUCCUCUCAAACACACACACACCCCUACACCGACACCACCCCACACACCCACACCCCCAGCCCCUCCCAUUCUCUGCCUUACCAGCUCUGACAGACUGACAGCCCCCAGCCAGGCAGCAGAGGAGUGUGCUGUUUGCUCCGAGCCCUGAGCCACUAGCCAUGGCUCUGGCUGCAGUGGCAGAGCCUGCUGCAGAGCUCUGGUCAUGGGUCUCAUGUUUGUCACCAAGCCCUGGCCAGAGCUGGGCCGAGGGGCUCCAGCACACUGGGGUGCUCAGUUGGGAGGAGACACCAGCAGAGCAGCAGCCUUUUGUAAUGACUUCAGCAUGUCGUAUUAUUCUUUCCCCCCUUUGCAGUUAGCACAGAAGAUGCUGGGCCUCAGUGUGCCAGCCAAGCUGCCUUUCCUUCCUUGUCUGAACCGCUGACUGAUGUGGGGUGUUUUUCUUUAUUGUUGUUGUUGUUAUUAUUUGUGUGUGGUGGUUAGGAAGUAAAGGUUGACCCUGUAGCAAGACAAACAGCUUGGAGGAGGGUGAGGAGCAAUACACCCCAGUAAAGUAUGUGCCUUGCAACACUAUGGAACAGCUUUGCCCUUUGCCACGUAGUCAGUGAGAGCUGCCCAGGCCCCCCGUCCCCCCGGCGCUCGCACUGCUGGGAAGCAGCCGGGCUCAGCGAGGGGUUUGGCUGCUCUCCUUGCACCAGUUCUGUUUUCCUGGCCCCGGCCCCACCUGACUGUGGGCCAGCUCACACAAUAGUCCAAAAUAAAAACCCCAGCGGUGCCCCAGCCAGAGGCACGCAGCUCCCCCUCAGCUGCAGGGAGGGAGGGAGGGGACCAAGUGGUGGCUGAGCUCGGCACAGUCUGGCACGUUGGCAAGGGCUGCUGUGGCACCACGUCCUCAGCCAGCACCUGUGGGCUCCAGUGGUGGGGAGCGCCUCGUCCUCUGUCAGUCUGUUCUCUGUGUCCUUAGCACUGAAGGCAAUAAAAUUAUUAUUUAUUAUUA
This is a messenger RNA of Apus apus (common swift), 3899 nucleotides long. RefSeq names its product activating transcription factor 6 (gene ATF6). The coding region runs from base 14 to 2014 and encodes 666 amino acids. The record is from RefSeq and is a predicted model, not a curated record. Gene Ontology annotation, molecular function: DNA-binding transcription factor activity, RNA polymerase II-specific; RNA polymerase II cis-regulatory region sequence-specific DNA binding. Gene Ontology annotation, cellular component: nucleus. Gene Ontology annotation, biological process: endoplasmic reticulum unfolded protein response; regulation of transcription by RNA polymerase II. Lineage: Eukaryota; Metazoa; Chordata; Aves; Apodiformes; Apodidae. The transcript is spliced from 16 exons.